This is a messenger RNA of Thalassophryne amazonica, 5657 nucleotides long. It is a transcript of the gene prr36b, whose product is annotated as proteoglycan 4. The record is from RefSeq and is a predicted model, not a curated record. NCBI's taxonomy places the organism in Eukaryota, Metazoa, Chordata, Actinopteri, Batrachoidiformes, Batrachoididae. Bases 336 to 4619 code for a protein of 1427 amino acids. The transcript is spliced from 6 exons.
UGAAAAAAAAAAAAGGCGGUUGAGACACAGAAGUUUUUUGUGUGUCGGCUCGGCUCGACUGGCUGAGUUCUCCCGUUUUUCUUCUUGCUCCUGUCGCCUCUCGUGCCGGUGUCACAUUCAGCAGCACCAUCCUCACUUUUUGUGUUUUAUCUGAGGACCCAGUCCGGGUGAGCUGACUGAACACUGGGCGUAGCUGGAGAGGAUUUGGCUAGCUCGACCGCUGCGCUGACUGAACAGAUCUUGCACUCUCCAGGAACGUGUAGACCUGUGGCCAUCCUGUGUGCAUAAAGUGCACCAGCCUUGCUCUGCAGAGACGGACCACAAGCAUACAAGAGAUGAAACCAGAUGGGGUUACCACGGCAGCACUGGACCCAGUGGAAACAUUGGGAUCUAAUCCAGUGAAUGAUGCAGCACCAACCAACCAGGACCCCAUCCAGGCAGCCACUCCAGAGGAGGAGGCGCUCGCACAGCAACCUGUGGAAGAUAUGGAGCAGGUGAAACCACAAGCAGAAAAGGCCAAGGAAACUCCAGCAACCAAAACCAACAAAAAGUCGCCAACAGACCCCAAAACAAAGAUGACCAACAAGGCAGUUGCCAAGACAAAACCUAGCCCCACUAACGCAGUGCAGGCCACAACUGGAUCACGGAACACUUCCCAGAGCCGCCUAUCAAAUGGGAUGUCUAAGCCACAGACCAAUGGAAUGGCAAAGAAGACCACAGCUGUUGAAAAAAAGAGCACCCAGACCACAGCUCCCUUAAAAAAUUCACGAGGAACGACGGGGACUCUGCCCACAAAGAGUACUACAAAGGUGGGUGAGAAGAAAGCCACAGGUGCUGCCCCCACCAACAGUGGUGUCAAGCCAGUGCCCGGGACCACAGCAACCAAGAAACCAUCACCUACAACUCCUAAUGGUGUCAAAACCAGCACCACUACAGCUGCUACUAAGAAGCCUCCAGCUACCAAGCCCCCCUCUGCAGCACCUACCAAGCCCAGCUCUACUGCUUCACCCAAGACUGAUAAGCCUCCUGUUACUAAGACAACCAGGCCUACAACUGGUACAUCUACGUCUCGCCCCGCUCCAGCCUCCACUCGGCCACUUGCUUCAAGCACUACCAAGAGUUCCCCAUCCACAGCAAAACCUGCUCCCCCUAAAACCCCUUCCACUGCCACCAAGCCUGCUGCCUCCAAACAAACCUCUACUACCCCCUCUGGUGGAAAGUCUCCAGCAUCACAAACACUGAAAAAUGCAACCCCUGUUAAAAAAGAUGUUUCCAAACCAGCCACACCAGCAGCCAAGAAGCCUGCAGCCUCACCACUUACCCGACCCGUCUCCUCUACAAAGUCAGCUAAACCAGAGACCCCAAAAUCAGCCUCAAAAUCAGAUUCUGGUAUCAAAAAGACAGCUGCUACUCAAGCUGCAGACACAAAGACGCGUGGUCGUCCCAAAACAGAUGAAAUAAAGCAGAUAUCUUCUAAGAAUAUUUCCAAGACUCCUAUCUCCAAACCGUCUGCAACUAAGACUUCCAGUCCAAAGAAAACUAUUGGCAGCAGUACCCCAACUCCUGUGAAACGUGGCCCCAAAGCGGCAACUGAACCAGCAAAGGAAAUUACUGCUGUUGUUGCAGCUACUGCUGCUGGUAUUGGUACAGUAGCAGCUUGUAUCACCAAGUCAAAUGAGCCAGAACCUGCUGCACAAGUAGAAGAAGCUCCUGAAGCUCCUCUGUCAAGUACAGCAGAACUGAUGACCAGCAAGACUAAAGCAAUUCAUGAACAAGAACCAGUCCCUGAACAAAUCACUGCAUCAGUGUCAGAAUCCAUAAAAGAACCAUUACUACAAGAACAAGAACCCAUAAUAGAAAUAACACCAGAACCUGCACGAGAAACAACACCUGAGCCAAUCAGAGAAGCCACACCUGAGCCAAUCAGAGAAGCCACACCUGAACCAAUCAGAGAAGCCACACCUGAACCAAUCAGAGAAGCCACACCUGAACCAAUCAGAGAAGCCACACCUGAACCAGUCAGAGAAGCCACACCUGAACCAGUCAGAGAACCAACACCUGAACCAAUCAGAGAACCAAAUCCAGACCUUGUACAAGAAGCAACACCAAAACCUGUACAAGAACAAACAUCAGAACCUAUACAUGAAUUAACAUCAGAACCUGUACAAGAGCCUAUACAUGAAAUAACACCAGAACCUGUAAGAGAACCAAAUCAAGAACCUGUUCUCGAAGGAUCUUCAGAACACUCUGUAGAAACAUUGCCUCAGCCAAUAUUAGCACCAGAGUUAGAAGGUGGACCGUUACAUGAACUGUUUGCCAGUCCUCACCUUGCAGCUCAACUGGACUUUUACCAUCUUGAUAAAUCUGCUAAUGAGUGUAUCUCUUCUUUGGGAACUACUGUCAUGUCUCCUCCUUGUUCCCCACAAGGCUCUGUUUCACCCGUCAGAGAGCCAAAGCAUGAGUCUUUGCUGGAUAUGCAUGUCCAGUCUGAUCCUUGGGAUGGGAACCAGCCCCUUCCUGCAUUCAGUAGUUCUCCUCAGAGCUCAAGCGAUAUGGUGGCAUUCCAGGAAAGAGAGGAAAAGGAGACUAUGGAAGUGCAUGGAUCUUGGGAGGACAGGGAAGAAGAAGAGCAGGUGGAACAAGAAGAGAAAGAAAAACCAUUAAUACGUGGUCCCACACCUCCUUCAACUGAGGCCUUCAGUAUGAUGACACCGCUUCACAUGAUGGAUGUCUCACCCAUGGGUGACUUUACCUCCAGGGACCCACUCUCCCCUCACGAAAAUGAGGAUGCAGUAGAAAAGGCAGAGGAGGAGAUCAACGAGGAUGAUGAUGUGGCUGAUGAAGAUGAGGAUGAAGAACAGAGGAGACUACAUCAGCUUUCUUCCAUGGUCACUGACAUGAGCUCUUCUCAGCCCUCUGAGGAAUUCCAAGUGAGGUCACCCGCUUUUGGCAGUUCAGCAGGUUGGCACGGUGAUAACCUGCUGUCUGGGAUGGACUCUGAAGAUGUGAGUAGCUGUACCAGCAGUCGGCAGCAGGGAGUCUCUGACCUCAGCAGCACACAGCACACUGCAAUACUGGAAGGCACACAAAGCUCCGAUGCCCUGGUUGACUCCAGCCUCCGUGGUUCUGAAGGAGAUGGAAAUCUCAUGGGUUCACCCAAUGUGGAAACCUUGGCCAAUGAAGAAGAGGAGGAUGACGAUGAAGAGGACGAGCGGGUGGACGAUAUGGACCUGAGCUCGGAAAGAGCAGAGGAGCACCACAAAGUAUUUGAGCAGCAGGAACAAGAUGAGGACGAUGAAGAUGUCGAGAUGCACAGUGAAGGAGUAAUAGAGAGCUGUGAGAAUGUAGAUGAAGACGACUUUAAUGAGGAGGAACAUUUGGACAACCUCAAUUACUCUGGUCCAAUUCCCAACAUUCCCACUGCCUCUUCUUGGGACAAAACAAACCCCUUCUUUGAUCACUGGGCUCAACCAGCUUCACUGCUCUCUGCCUCCUCUCCUAGCCCUGUUUCAGACCAUGGUGCCGCUGAAUCUGAGACACCGAUGGAGUCUCCUGCUCAAGCAUAUAUGGACAGUAGUGCACCUUCACUAGCUCCACAGCCAGACCAGGAAUCUAAGAUGCAUCACUCAGACUAUGAGCAGAUACAGAGCUCAGAAUUUGAAGAGGGUCAUGUCCUACCUGCUGCCUCAGCUGUUGGCAUGUCCCAAAUCGGCGCCCUGAGUGGCACAGGCCUGGCUGCGCACAGCGGUAGUGAAACAAGCACACCAGAAGAACUUCAUGACUACGACAGUAGCUCUGGGGUAGAGUCUCGUUCUGACAAACAUCAGACACCUGUGCCUGCUUCAAUCCAACCUGACAUGGAGCAAGACCUAGGUAUUCACCUGGAGAAAGGUGAUGGAGAGGAGGAGGAGGCUGAGACACUGCCUGCUGAUGAGGUCCUUGGAACAGGGCCUCCAACGGCUCCUGCGUCAGCCCCCUCGUCCCCCUCAUCCUCAGGAGACGAGGCCAGCGAUACAGAGGGUGAGCUGCAGAUAAACGACCCUGAAGCAGCGAUGGUCAUGGAUGAGAAUGCUGGCUUUGAAAGUCCUCCUCCCACCUGCAGUCUGCCUGCUCUUGAGGAGGACGAGGAGGCAGUGGGCACACUAGCAGGAGAGGGUGAAGAGGAUGGAGGCGGGGCCACUCCUCAGUCUGCUAACUCUGUGGCGUCAUAUGGCUUUGACUGCACCACAUCCAACUCCAAUGCCCACUCUAUGGCUGAGAGCUGUGGAAAGAGUCCAGGCAUCUUCUCCCUGGAGAAUGAGGAGCAGCUGCCAGAGGAGGCCAAGGAUCCCUCACUCAUUAAGGAGCUGACCGUGCCAUCAGCCGCUGCUGCCCAAGUGGAGGACCUGCUGUGUAGGUCUGUGGACUUGAUGCCUUUGGACCACCCAGGAGAUAUCCAGCCUGGUUUAGAUGACUACCACUACUUAAUGGAGGGAAAGGAUGCAGCAGACCACCUGGAGGAGGUUGAAGCCCUACACCCCCAUCAUGUUGGAGCGCAGCAUAGUGAAGAUGAUAGUCAGCCAUCUUACUUCUCCACCAUAAGUGAUAAGACUGAUAGUUUUCUUGCAGGUAAUGUAUAAGCCUCCCUGUUACCCCCCUGGAAUGCACCUUUUUCCUGCAACCCCCCUUCCUCCUAUCCUGCUGUUUGUUUUCUCUCUCGUUGGAUUAGAAUCUUAGAAGAAGGAAAAAAAAAUACAGGAGCGCAAGAUUGUAGGAAAAGAUUUUAAAAAAAAUAAAGGGAUGGGGAAAAAAUGACUGUAGCAAUUUUUAAAUGAAGCCUCCCUCUUUCAUACUGUUAUGGUCAUGGUUAUGAGUGUAUGGCUUUCUCCUUGAUGUACAGUAGCUACUACCACUUUCUAUUAGGAUGUUCUUUUUAAGUAACACUGCUUAAUCUUUGGCUCCUGACAGGGUACUGACUGAUUGGUCUCAAGUGACUGAGCUUUCGAACACAAAAGAAAAAAAACACACACAUUGUGACUCACUGUGUAUUUAUCCUACUGUUUUUACCAGUCAAUGUCAACUUAAAAAAAAAAAAAAAAUCCUUUUUGUUUAUAUUUUGUUGGAACCUGGUCCUCCCAACCCUGUGUGCACAUGCUUCAUGUACUACAGCACCAUAGCACUAGUUACAUGUUCUCUUUAUAAGUUUGUGUUUUCAUUUUAACACUUUUAGAUAUCAAAAUAAAGGCUAGAUAUGAACUUGGCUUCUUCGUUACAGAGUUGAUGAGUUAGGUGUGGGAGUAUUAGAUUGUUGAAGUUUUUGUCGUGUGCUUUGAGAGGUUCUAUGUUCCUUGCAGGCUGUUAAGGUAAUUAUGUGGUUGGAGAAUUUGGGUGUAAGUGGUUAUGCCUCAGUCCAUUUGUGCUUCAGAAGAGACUGAGAACAAGCCUGUUCUUUGUGACGAGACCUUACAAUGUUCCACAUCGUAUCGCAGUUGAAUGUUACACUGAAACUGUCCACAGUGGGCAGUUGGUUUAUAAUUUUUACAGUAUAUUGCAUGUUUAACUAACAAAAGUCAAUAUUACCUGAAGAGUUGAAACAACUCUACAUGCAACAUGUUCAGAAAUAAAUGGUUCAUGCAAAGAUAUCUUUCAAAAUUCCAUUAAAACAUCAUUGCAAGGCA